Styela clava is the source of this 5037-nucleotide messenger RNA. RefSeq lists its product as uncharacterized. Gene Ontology annotation, cellular component: nucleus. The record is from RefSeq and is a predicted model, not a curated record. Lineage: Eukaryota; Metazoa; Chordata; Ascidiacea; Stolidobranchia; Styelidae. Gene Ontology annotation, biological process: mitotic DNA replication checkpoint signaling; response to ionizing radiation; regulation of DNA-templated DNA replication initiation. Gene Ontology annotation, molecular function: chromatin binding.
AAAUUAAUUAAUAUUAUCUGUUUGUUUUAUCAGAUGGUAAAUGUAGGAAAUAAAAUAGUCUUUCUCAUUCAACCUUGUGAGAGUUCUCAUUAUAAUCAAGAAAUAUGGAGCAAAAAUAUACGACAUUGUGUUUUAAAAACUCUUCAUUUUUUCGAGGGAUCAACGUUAUUUCGGCCCCAUUCGAGUGCGCAAAAUUCCGAUAACUGUCAACUAAAAUGGGCAUACAAAUUUAUGAACUCCGCAGGCCAAAGGUUAUGUAGAAACAAACAAGAUCUUAAAGAAUUCACCGCAUCAGAGUUUUCAUUUUUCGAAGACGAAAUACGCUAUCUCGCAGGCGAGAGCAAAGUCAAUGACAACAAAAAUACAAUAAUACCAGGAGGUGCUCAUGCGUUACAUGAAGAAUUGAUGUCAAUCGUACAUGAUUAUGACUGGGAAAAUUCCAGUAUCAUAUCACCCGUAAAACUCAAAAGAAAAAAUGGAUCAUUCAGUCGGAAAAGUGACAAACAAAAUGCAAAAAGAAAAAUAUCCAAUUCGAUAGCAAAAAUUCAAUUAGAAGGCACAAAAAAUCUUUCUCAGAAUAUCGUUGUUUUGUUAGCUGCUCUUCCUUCGACUGAAGAAGAAAUCAAUUCGUAUUUUGAAUGGCAUGUGAAUGAUGCUGAUUAUGUUUUAAAUAAAUUGAUGCCAUCUCAUCUGAAGUCAUAUUUUCGUGAAAAACAUGAUAUCACACUACUGUGGUAUGACACAAGAACACUGACACAAAACGAUUGUAGUUCAACCCUCGAUGACGAAAUAGGAGCCAAUAUUAUGAAAACUUUUCUUGCGUCAGUAGGAGGAUGUAUGAUUCCAGUGUCAAGGUUAUGCUACAACUUUGAAAUAGAAGAGGUAAAAGAACCAUUAACAUGUGAUUGGAAUUCGACGUGUCUAUCUAGUCUUAUUCCAAUGACAACUUGGCUACAACGGGAUUUAAAAUUUCCUAUGGAAUCGAAACCGGCUGAUGAAAUUCACACUAUUCAUGUCUGCAGAAAACUGUUCGCAUCUGGAAGUUUUCAAAUCCAAAAGAUCUGUACUCUAACCACUUGUGGUUUUGAAAUCGAUAAAGAGGUUAUUAGUGCAAUGCUAUCAGGAGUUGAUUGUUCAAGCUGCGUAUCAAAUAGUAAUUCCAAGAACUCAGCGUGUACUGUAUCGUAUUCUUCAAAUUGUGAGGAAUCAAGAUCCAAACUAUGUGUAAGAUUUAAUGAAAAUUUUUUACAAAAAUGUGAAAAUUCUGUAAAGGAAAAACCACCUGAAACUGUUUUCAUGGUUACUGGGACCUUGCGACAAAAUCACUUGUCACAUCUUUUAAAAUCUCACUUCAUCAGUGGAUUAUAUUUUACUUGGUGUGGAGUAUCUACUGAUAAUACUUGUCUUUCUUCGUCGGAUAUUCUAAUUGUUCGCACUCAUAAGUAUUGUACGAAAUGUGGAUCAGAACCAUCUACUGAUCACUGUGGUGCAGCAAGAUAUGCACUGUUACAAAUCAUGACUUCAAAAUUGGGAUUCAUUGUAUUUUUAAGUUCAACGUCCUCAAAUGCCAUAAUGAAGCUUCUGAAUUCUGAAGUUCCUGGGUGGAUUGAUCUGCCCAUGACUCCACAACAAGAUCAUCAAGUCAACAAUCCAGUCUGCGUUGAACUAGGUGACAAACCACCUUCAACUAUGGUUCCUUUAAAGCCCAAAUCCUUCCAUCCUAGUAUGCUAGAAAGAUGGAGCAAUACGUCAGUGACUGGAACUCUUGAUGAUUUGAUAUUAGAUGAUGUUACAACAAAGAGUAAUGAAAUUCAUGAUGACAUCUUACAAAAAUUGCAAGAUUUAUAUAUGUCCAAGCCUGAUCCAAGCAUAGAAUCAGAGGAAAAGAAAGUAGAUAAUAUUAAAUCAAACUCACCACAGAUUAAAAACUCUGAGUUCGAAUCUGAAGAAAAAAUGAUUGAAAUGUUGAAGAUUGAAUAUAAUAAAGCAUUGGAAUCAGAAAUUAAGAUAUCAAUUGGUGACGUUCCUACACAUUAUUGUGGAGAAGUUGUUCAUAUUGCUCAAUCUAUCGCUUCUGUUGUGUUUCAUCAUGCUCAAAAUACAGAAGAAUCAGAUUGGAAGAAGUUUGGUGAAAGUUUGGUAACGAAACAUUUCAUAUGUUCUGCAAGUGAUAUACGGAGAAAAAAUAUGGAUGCUACCAGCGGAAAACUCCAAGAGUCGAUACUACAAAUUCUCUUGAGGCUAGAAUGUGUGAGUAGACUCCAACCCCUUCAAGAUGAUGCAUUUGAGGAAUUAGUUGAGGAUAUUUGUUCACUUUUGCGACUAAUUUCACUCUCAAUAAGUCCAGAAAUGAUGUUGAGAUGCCUGUCUCAUGUAUUUGUAGAGAAUUAUACAUCCACAUGUGGAGAACUGUUAUGUGAAGUACAUAGUGAACUAAUGCAGCCAAUACCUCUACAAUUGAAACCAUUUUCAAAGGAAGCUAGUGAAGAGAGUGCUGAUAUGACUGGAAUUAAAUCAGUUUUAAGUUCCGUAAUGAGUAAUAACUCAAGUGCUUGUUCUUUCGGUCCUGGAUCUAAUAGCAGCAUGACAAGAAAGCCUAUGCGAAGAAUUUCAUCCUUCACACAACUAGGUCGUCAAAUUGAAGUACCUGGGCUUAUCAAGCAAAAGAGUAGUGCAAGCCUCAAUGAUGAAAGAACUGGAACUGAGAACAUUAAGAGUAGGUUACGAAGUAGCGCCAAGAAAGACAAAAAUACCAAUUUGACAAGCAUGAAAAAAGUUGGUCUAGUUAAGAGAGACUUAUUUUCAGUUGGUGAUGGAGGAAACAAGUCAAGCGGCGGAAAUGUAUCGAAUUUUGAAUCGUCUAACCAGAGGAAACCGAAUCGAAGAAUGUCAGUUAGCGACACACCAGAUUCAAAACAACGUAUGACUGCAUUGUCGCGACAACGCCUUCGGCUGCACAAAGAACAACGUAAUAAAGACGACAAAGAAAUGAUGACGAUAAUUGAAGAAUCACCAAUGAAAUUAGAAGAUGAACCAGUGCAACAGAGAACAGCAAUAAAGAGUCCACGUCAUAAAGUCAUGUUGGCGAGACGUCAUUCAUUUUACUGUGAUGGUCGAGAGUCACGUAACGUCGCUCGAGCAAAAAUAAUUCACCAACACCAACAAGUGGCUCCUUCCACUCCUUCAGUUGAUGGAAAAAAGAAAAAACGGGCGGAAUUAUCAGAUGGAAUAUCACCUAACAGUUUGCUGUUUGUUCACAACAGUCGAAAGAAUUUUGCAUCACCAGUUCGCACAAAACCACUGUUAUCUCUUUGUGAUGACUCACCUGCAAAAAAUACGCGAAGUCAUGCUACGAAAGCUCUUUUUCAGAGUCCUGUGAAAGAAAAGGGGACAAAGGCAUUAUUUCGAAGCCCCAUGAAGCAAAGUGGUGGUUUAACGAAUUGGCCCCAGUCAACUACCCCCAAAAAGAUUAUGAAAGCUAAAACUCCCGUGAAAAUCACUAGCGAUGUGUACAUAAAAGGAAUCAAACCUAUUAUGGAGUCACCAUUAAAAAUUGAACAACAUUUAGGUUGUGAUGUCUCACAUCCUUCUUUUGUGAGUAGCUCAAUGUUAUCGCCAGUAAAAACUCCACUGAAAAGAAAAUCGAUGACACCGAAGGCAAAAAAUCCUCGUAAAAUUGAAACAGUUGGCAAUAACAUAUUGAAAAUGAAUUUGGGGUCAGAUACUGACGAUGCAUGUAAAUAUCCAGAUUUACUCGCUGUUGCAGAUGCUGGGACUGAUGAAAAACUUUCGAAGUCCCAGACUACGCUAGAUUGUUACGUUAUUCGCACACCACGUGAAAAACGAGUUUGUUCAGCAUCUACGGAAAAAUCUCAAGAAUCUAAAAAAAGGAAAUGGUCUGUUGAUACAACCCCAACUCGCGAUGAUAUCAACAAAUGGCCAAGGAAAAAACGAGGUACUGAUAAAUCCUCUCCCGGCAUUGUUUCUAAAAAGGUGAAACGAUCCGCAGAUGAAUUACUCAAAAACAGAGACGCGCUUGCGAAGCUAUUUGAAGAUUGCUUACAAGAUACAGAACCCGAAUCCUUCCAUAAUGAUGUUUUUUCAAGUCCCGACAACGGACUCAUUGUUAUGGAAAGUUGUCAAAGCACAUCGGCUGGAACGUCGAAAAGUUAUUCAGCGGUGAAAGCCCCACCUUUACUACAUGAAAUGCGAUUACGAAAUACAGACACAAAUGAAAACAUUGUUGGCUCACAUGAUUUUCUAACGCUACCUCCAACGCCGAAAUUGCGUUUGGGGAUAUCGCGUCAUCCAACUAAUAAAACAAUAACUUUCAGCAAAUCAAAAAAACAAUCAGCAGAUGAAAUUUGGAACGAAGUUUUUCCUCUUGAUGAACAAGAUGAAAAUUUACCAGAAAUGAAGCCACAUACUAACAUAGUUGGCGAAACUAGUAAACUUUCAGCUCGAUCACUUCUUCAUAUUCAGAACUCACCUAUUUUAACACCCAAUCAAAAAAAGGCAGCUCGAGCAAAAAUGGAUUUCGUAACAUAGCUUGAUUUAUAUAAUGUUCCCCCUUAUAGAAAUAAAUUUCAAUUGACAUGGUCUUGUAAGCAAUUUUUUAAUGGAAAUAUUACAACAAAUACUUUUUAUUCCCCUUCUUUUUCUUCAAUUUUUCCCCUUUUUGGUUCUGAAUGGAUGGACCUCAUUUUCCGAAUACGCUUUGAUACUUCAAACAAGCGUUGCACCUGCCUAUACAUGAUUACCAUAGUAUACAUUUGUUAUUUACUCUGAUGUUUUUUGAUUCAUAAAAUACUGGUGAAUCAUAAUCUUUUGCCAUGUUAUUCCACUACUCAUUGUUGGGAUGUGUUGGUUUUUUCUUCUAUUUACAACUCGAUAUCUACCAUGUCUAUCACAAGAAUUUUUGAUGAACUGUUUUUGAAGUUUUUUUUUUGAGACUUUUUUCUGAUAUUUUUCAUACAAUAUGACAAUACAUAGUUUUUGUUUUAUUUUAGCGUUAUAGGGAUAGAAGAGAGAGCGUGA